Messenger RNA from Diachasma alloeum, 4094 nucleotides. RefSeq names its product serine/arginine repetitive matrix protein 1. The record is from RefSeq and is a predicted model, not a curated record. The coding region runs from base 108 to 2648 and encodes 846 amino acids. The transcript has 7 exons. Lineage: Eukaryota; Metazoa; Arthropoda; Insecta; Hymenoptera; Braconidae.
AACAAUAGACACGAACUCCGAAGUGCAUUCGACAAUUUCCCCGAUUCAACCCAGUUCUUCAUCACCGCGCACCUGAGAAUCUCCGAAAAAAGUGGCUGGACUGUCGAAUGACUGCCGAACCCCUGCCCCAGCAGUCACCUCAAUCCCCACUUCGCAGAGCACCCAAAUCUACCAAAGACAUUAUUAAGGAUGGACACAGGAACAGGAAUGACGAUCGAGGCUCGAGAAACACCCAUGACGAUGUGCAACGUGCGAUAGACGGCCUGAAGGACAUUCCUGACGACGAGCUCCAGGAGUUUCUGGACGACGAGGAUUUCAACAUCGUGGACACCUGGGAGGGCGACGAGGAGCGCCCGGAGGACAUCGGAGGUCAACGGAACAUCAGGGACAGGGACAGGAGACACUCUAGGGACAGAAGUAAGCGUGAUCGUCGACGAGGAUCGCCGGCAAGAGACCGCGCGGAGCGCGCCAGAAGAGAGGAGAGAAGACGUGAGGACGCGAGACGAGACCCAACCAAGAGUUCCAAGGACAUUGAACGCGACAAAAUGCGAACAAAACGCGAUACGGACAGUAAAAUGCUGGCCGAGAAGGAGAAAGCGAUCAAGCACCUCCUGGACUCGGACACUAUUGUGCCACCAGGUACCGAGGUGGAGGCCAUUGAGACCGAGCGUCUCCUGGACCGAGGGAUCAAGAGGAGCCGCGAGCGUCGUAGAACACUGGAGAGACACAGGAACAGCCCUGUGAAGCGAAGAAGUCGCUCGAGGAUCAGGUUGAGCCCCUCUCAUCGAGACAGAAGUCCCCUGGUUCCCUCUCCGGACACGAGGAGGAGGAGUUUGGAUCGACGGAGGAGCUCGGAGCGUCGAAAGAGACCCAGCUGGGAGCGCAGGAGCCCCAUCGACCGCAGGGACAGACGAGGCAGCCCCAGGAGGCGAGUGGAGGGACGUGACCUAAGGCCAGUCUUCCGACGAAGUAGAUCCCGCGAGCGUCGCAGGACUCGUACCCCAGAUCGUAAAAGAAGAUUGAGUCGUUCACCAGUGCGUCGAGGCUCUCCACGUCGUCGGAGCUUCAGUAAAUCGCCAGAUCGUCGUAGGAAGCGUUCGCCCUUCAUCAACGAGAUAGCGAGACAGUUCAGGGACGAGGCACUCAUGUCCACUGCUUCAGUUGAUCAGUUCAUCGGGCGUCCAGGACUGCUUCCCACACCUAUGCAUCCAGUACCACCGGCUAGUCAGCACUAUCUUCCGAUGAUGGAUCCUGUUGUGCCCAUGGGAAUGCCUGCACCAACUCCUGCUCCAUUCAUACCGUUCGACCCCUCAAUUCCCCAGCCCAUGAGCUUCGAGCCUGUACCCAUGCAUCAAGCGCCUAUUGAAUACAAUGCAGCACCUGUGAUGUACAAUCAAGGAGCUCCAAUCCCUCAAGAACGAUUUGGACUGCUUCCUGUGCCGUCGCCUCAGCCAGUCCCUGCACCGGCGAAUGUCGAGCCAGCCAGGUACAGCAAGACGUCGAAAUCUCUCAGGAGGUCACCGUCACCGCGGAGGGAAUUCUCUGAUGGACACUAUGAGCGCAAGAGGGAGAGAAGCCCUCGAGGCGCGUCGUCUCACAACGGGGGACUUGGCAGACCUGACAGGCUGAAGACACCUGAACCACCUGUUAUCUCCAAUUCCAAACCUUUUGAAAAAACCAGCUUGUCCAGCCUGCUGGAGGCGUCGGUCUCAGCCAAAGACUCGGGAUGUCCAGUUUUAUACCCAGGAUUCAAGCCCGAAAUUCUCCGAAACUGCGAAAUGGCCCUGAGGAGCCUGCCCGAAGAGGACCCCCGCCUGAAGAUGUCGGGCAGAUUCUUCUACGAUCCAACAGUGGAGGAGCCCAAAGUCAUCAAGAAAGAGAUGACCUCGAACUCUCUGCUGGUCCAACGAACAAAAAACAAGAUAAUCUGGGACGACGAGGAAGAGGAGAGGGAGAAACUUCCACCGAAGGCCGAUAUGUUCCAGAAGUACACGCAGACGGAGAGCCUGUUGGAGGAGAAGAGCACACAGACGAGCAACGAAUCGAUGGACUUUUGCGCUCAAGUGUGCCCGGGUGACUUCGAGCCUACGCCGCCCCCAGUGCGAGAGGAGAAGCGACCGAUAAUGGACCGUUUGGACUGGAGUGUUCGUGACAACUACGAUUUCCCAGCUAAGAGGGACGCAGGGGAUCUCCGCUGGAGUCUGAGCAACGCGAGAUCGUGGAACUUGGGAUCACCCUCUCGAGUGGAUCGCGAGACGAGGACUCGGAGUCCGGAGAGGGGGCACGAGCCCCGAGACUCGAGGGCCUUUGAUCUGUCACCGAUACGAUCGAGAGAGGAGUUCUCCCACCAGUCGGGCAGGGGCUUUGGCUCCAGGGAGAGAGACAGGAGAGGCUCGCCGACGUUCAGAAGGAGCAUGGAGCGACAGGACGAUUACGACAACAGGAGCGAUCGCAGUCGUGGGGGGAGCCCCUCUGGUGUGGAUGAGAGCGAUGAUAUCGAGAUUAUUGAGGAGUCAUUCUCCAGGGACAACUGGCGAGGGAGGGGAAAGUCCUUUGGGUCGUUGAAGGCCAGGAGCUCGAGGGCAAAGUUCUCCACUGGGGGGAGGCCGUACAGGGGACGUGGCAGUGGAUUCCGGGGGAAAUUCUAGAGGAUGGGAGGUUCAGCUGGAUGGUAAUCACGGGGAGGAGUUGUUCGUGAAUUAAUGCAUUGGAUCGAGUGCAUUGGUUUUAUAAGUUUGUCAGACAAUCUGAAUUUUUUUGGAAUUCUGAUGCCGUCAGUGGAGUUUUUCUUUCAUCAAUUGAACAAUCAACAUCUUUUUGGGGAAUUAUGGUGCCAUCAGUGAAGUAUAAUUUCCACCAGGACGAUUACGAAAAUAGAAGAAGAGUCUCUCUGUUCUGAAUGAAAGCGAUGAUAUUGAGAUUAAGUCCAGUGGACGUGGCAGUGGAUUCCGGGGGAAAUUCUGGAGGAUGGGAGGUUCAGCUGGAUGUUAAUCGUGGGGAGGAGCAGUCGUUCGUCAAUUACUGCAUUGGAUCGAGUGCAUUGGUAGUAUAAGUUUGUCAAGCAAUCAGAAUUUUUUGGAAUUUUAAUGCCAUCAGUGGAGUUUAAGUUCUUUCAUCAAUUAAACAAUCAACAUCUUUUUGGGGAAUUAUGGUGCCAUCAGUGAAGUAUAAUUUCCACCAGGACGAUUACGAAAAUAGAAGAAGAGUCUCUCUGUUCUGAAUGAAAGCGAUGAUAUUGAGAUUAAGUCCAGUGGACGUGGCAGUGGAUUCCGGGGGAAAUUCUGGAGGAUGGGAGGUUCAGCUGGAUGUUAAUCGUGGGGAGGAGCAGUCGUUCGUCAAUUACUGCAUUGGAUCGAGUGCAUUGGUAGUAUAAGUUUGUCAAGCAAUCAGAAUUUUUUGGAAUUUUAAUGCCAUCAGUGGAGUUUAAGUUCUUUCAUCAAUUAAACAAUCAACAUCUUUUUGGGGAAUUAUGGUGCCAUCAGUGAAGUAUAAUUUCCACCAGGACGAUUACGAAAAUAGAAGAAGAGUCUCUCUGUUCUGAAUGAAAGCGAUGAUAUUGAGAUUAAGUCCAGUGGACGUGGCAGUGGAUUCCGGGGGAAAUUCUGGAGGAUGGGAGGUUCAGCUGGAUGUUAAUCGUGGGGAGGAGCAGUCGUUCGUCAAUUACUGCAUUGGAUCGAGUGCAUUGGUAGUAUAAGUUUGUCAAGCAAUCAGAAUUUUUUGGAAUUUUAAUGCCAUCAGUGGAGUUUAAGUUCUUUCAUCAAUUAAACAAUCAACAUUUUUUUGGGGAAUUAUGGUGCCAUCAGUGAAGUAUAAUUUACACCAGGAUGAUUACGACAACAGGAGUGAUUGCAGUCGUGCGGAGAGCCCCUCUGAUCUGGAUGAAAGCGAUGAUAUUGAGAUUAAGUCCAGGGGACGUGGCAGUGAAUUCCGGGGGAAAUUCUAGAGGAUGUAGAGGUUCAUCCGGGUGUUGAUCGUGGGGAGGAGCAGUCGUUCGUCAAUUACUGCAUUGGAUCGAGUGCAUUGAGUGUUAUAAAUUUGUCAAGCAAUCAGAAUUUUUUUUGGAAAGCUAAUGCCAUCAGUGAAGUUUAAGUUCU